Stomoxys calcitrans (stable fly) is the source of this 1020-nucleotide messenger RNA. RefSeq lists its product as uncharacterized. The transcript is spliced from 3 exons. Lineage: Eukaryota; Metazoa; Arthropoda; Insecta; Diptera; Muscidae. The record is from RefSeq and is a predicted model, not a curated record. The coding region runs from base 1 to 1020 and encodes 339 amino acids.
AUGUUCAUAGCAGUGAAAUCAAUGUUAUUUGAAGAAAUUGUCGGGAGCAGCAGAAACAGCAACAGCCGGAGCACAUCCGCAACCGCAUCUCCAACGACCAACAACACGAAUGCCAUCAUCAUCAUUGGCGGCUACAGUAACAAUCAUUGCCGCUUGCGGGAGUAUAGGGGGCGGAGCGGUUGGUUAGAGUGGACAGGAAAUCAAUUAGGGGAAGGGAAGAAGAAGAGAAGAAGAGGAGCAAGGGAAGAAGAGGAGCAUGAGAAGAAGAGGAGCAAGGGUAGAAGAGAAGCAAGGAAAGAAGAAGAGCAAGGGAAGAGGAGCAAGGAAAGAAGAGCAAGGGAAGAAGAAGAGCAAGGGAAGAAGAGGAGCACGGGAAGAAGAAGAGCAAGGGAAGAAGAGGAGCAAGGAAAGAAGAGAAGCAAGGGAAGGAGAAGAGCAAGGGAAGAAGAGGAGCAAGGGAAGAAGAGGAGCAUGAGAAGAAGAGGAGCAAGGAAAGAAGAAGAGCAAGGGAAGAAGAGGAGCAAGGAAAGAAGAAGAGCAAGGGAAGAAGAGGAGCAAGGGAAGAAGAGGAGCAAGGGAAGAAGAAGAGCAAGGGAAGAAGAGGAGCAUGAGAAGAAGAGGAGCAAGGAAAGAAGAAGAGCAAGGGAAGAGGAGCAAGGAAAGAAGAGCAAGGGAAGAAGAAGAGCAAGGGAAGAAGAGGAGCACGGGAAGAAGGGGAGCAAGGGUAGAAGAGGAGCAAGGAAAGAAAAGGAGCAAGGGAAGAAGAGGAGCAAGGGAAGAAGAGGAGCAAGGAAAGAAGAAGAGCAAGGGAAGAGGAGCAAGGAAAGAAGAGCAAGGGAAGAAGAGGAGCAAGGGAAGAAGAGGAGCAUGAGAAGAAGAGGAGCAAGGAAAGAAGAAGAGCAAGGGAAGAAGAGGAGCAAGGAAAGAAGAAGAGCAAGGGAAGAAGAGGAGCAAGGCUCUUCAAAGACAAAAAUGAAAACUCUGGGAUUUACUGUAAAUUUAAUUCGAGCCUCAUACUAA